This is a messenger RNA of Perognathus longimembris pacificus (Pacific pocket mouse), 1267 nucleotides long. Its product is annotated as pro-cathepsin H. Bases 23 to 1030 code for a protein of 335 amino acids. The record is from RefSeq and is a predicted model, not a curated record. The transcript is spliced from 12 exons. Gene Ontology annotation, cellular component: lysosome. Gene Ontology annotation, molecular function: cysteine-type endopeptidase activity. Gene Ontology annotation, biological process: immune response. NCBI's taxonomy places the organism in Eukaryota, Metazoa, Chordata, Mammalia, Rodentia, Heteromyidae.
AGAGCCCUCGGCGCCCGCCGCGAUGUGGGCCGCGCUGCCGCUGCUGUGCGCGGGGCUCGGGCUCCUGGGCGCCCCGGCCCGCGCCGCCGCCGCGCUGUCCGUCAGCUCCCUAGAGAAGUUUCACUUCCAGUCCUGGAUGGUUCAGCACGGAAGGACGUACAGCGCGGAGGAGUUCCCGCACCGGCUCCGGACCUUCGCCAGCAACUGGAGGAAGAUCAACGCCCACAACGCGCGGAACCGCACGUUUAAAAUGGCACUCAACCAGUUUUCAGACAUGAGUUUUGCUGAAAUCCAAAGCAAGUACCUCUGGACGCUGCCGCAGAACUGCUCGGCCACCAGAAGCAACUACCUGCGCGGCACCGGCCCGUACCCGCCCUCGGUGGACUGGCGGAAGAAAGGGGGCUUCGUCUCCCCCGUGAAGAACCAGGGCGCGUGCGGCAGCUGCUGGACCUUCUCCACCACCGGCGCGCUCGAGUCGGCCGUGGCCAUCGCCAGCGGCAAGCUGCUGUCUCUGGCCGAGCAGCAGCUGGUAGACUGCGCCCAGGACUUCAACAACCACGGCUGCCAGGGGGGGCUCCCCAGCCAGGCCUUCGAGUACAUCCUCUACAACAAGGGCAUCAUGGGAGAAGACGCGUACCCCUACAAGGGCAAGGAUGGCGACUGCAAGUUCCAGCCCCAAAAGGCCAUCGCGUUUGUCAAGGACGUCGCCAACAUCACGCUGAACGACGAGGCGGCCAUGGUGGAGGCCGUGGCCCUCUACAACCCUGUGAGCUUCGCCUUCGAGGUGAAGGAAGACUUCAUGAUGUAUAAAAGUGGGGUCUACUCCAGCACUUCCUGCCAUAAAACUCCAGACAAAGUCAACCACGCAGUCCUGGCCGUGGGCUACGGAGAGGAGAACGGGGUCCCCUACUGGAUCGUGAAGAACUCCUGGGGCUCUCACUGGGGGGACAAAGGGUACUUCCUCAUCGAGCGGGGGAAGAACAUGUGCGGCCUGGCGGCCUGCGCCUCCUACCCCAUCCCUCAGCUGUGAGCCGGGCGCGGAGGCCGCCGUGGUCAGACGGGGGGGCCCGCGCCCCGCGCCCCACGGUGGAGGAGGUGGGGACGUCACGCCCGUGCCCAGCCUGGGAACCCGAGGACAGAAGCAGCCUGCCAGCAGCCAGGCGCCCAUCUUGAGACCCGAGAGCCACGGGCUUCAGUGCCUUCGCCACGCCCCCCGCCCCCCCAUGCCUUUCCCGUGGCUCCUCGUCAAUAAACACCUAGGCCUGUG